Molecule: messenger RNA, 7911 nt
Organism: Acanthopagrus latus (yellowfin seabream)
Lineage: Eukaryota; Metazoa; Chordata; Actinopteri; Spariformes; Sparidae
Gene: baz1b
Product: bromodomain adjacent to zinc finger domain, 1B
Exons: 22
Coding region: 689-5665 (1658 amino acids)
Biological process (GO): chromatin remodeling
Cellular component (GO): WICH complex
Molecular function (GO): histone H2AXY142 kinase activity; protein binding
Source: RefSeq, a predicted model, not a curated record
GCGACGCUGCUUGCUGCCGGGGAAACCGUGUACUGACGGCGUACGGAAUUGUGCCGGUGGACUGGAAACUCCCGCCAUUUCGACAAGGAAUUAACCUCUUGAUUGAUCCAGGUUACUUUUUCGUAAUACUUCUUGACGCUGUUAACUGACAACAAGAAGCGCCAACAGCGUGAACAUGCUGCGAGUGCAACUGAAUGAACGAAAGCAGGCCUAGUUUUCAAAGACUUGGGAUUGUACAGCGCGCGCUAGACCUCCCGCUGAACUGAGCUUUGGCUGUUGCCGCGAGUUUGAUUUCGGUGUGGUUUCCAUCCUUUCAUGUUCAUCUGGAGGAGCUAAAAGUUUCCCAACUAUACCGAGAGACAAGUCCAGCAAGCUGUUUUAGUUCCAGGACAUUGCGUAAAACCAACAUGACACCGCUACGAGAGGAGAGAAGAAGGAUGCGAUGAGGCGGCUGCCAAGAAGUGCACUGUUAUUGUUUUGCAACGAGAUAGCAAUCCAGCAUACUAGCUAGUCAGCUAGCUGCUACACGUUGAGUGCCGGGCCUGCCGGCGGUAACGUCAGACGUGCUAAGAUAUUUCGGGACACUUGGAUACAUGCUAAGGAUAUAUUGUUGUAUAUUGUUGUACUGAUCUGUCGCUAGAGGGUUGAUUUUUGUACCGUUGGCACUCGUGCCAUCUGUGGAUUUGAAAUGGCACCGCUUUUAGGCCGGAAACCGUACCCACUGGCUAAGCCGCUAGCCGAACCACCAGGCCCGGGAGAGGAGGUGUACAUCAUCGAGCACACCAAGGAGGCCUUCAGGAACAAAGAAGAAUACGAGGCGCGCUUGUUGAGGUAUGGGGAGCGCAUCUGGACUUGCAAGAGCACUGGAAGCAGCCAACUCACACACAAAGAAGCAUGGGAGGAGGAACAAGAAGUCACCGAACUGCUUCAGGAGGAGUAUCCCCAGUGGUUUGAGAAACCAAUUCUGGAGAUGGUCCAUCACAACACCGUGUCUUUAGACAAACUGGUUGAGAUGUCCUGGGUUGAAAUCCUCACAAAGUAUGCUGUGGGUGAAGAGUGCGAUUUCCUGGUGGGAAAGGAUAAAAGUUUGCAAGUGAAGGUGGUGAAGAUCCACCCGCUAGAGAAUCCGGAGGGUGAGACAGCGGAGAAGAAGCUCGAAGGUGCCUGUGACUCUCCAUCCAGCGACAAGGAGAACGCAAGUCAGGAAAACCAGAGGAAGGAACCUCCCCCCCGAGAAGAGGAGAACAGGAGGGAGAGCCUCAGUGACAGAGCACGCCGCUCACCAAGGAAACUCCCCACUGCCAUGAAAGAAGAGAAGAAGAAGUGGGUGAUGCCCAAAUUCCUUCCUCAUAAGUACGACGUGAAGCUCAUAAAUGAGGAUAAGGUAAUCAGUGACGUCCCUGCAGACAGUCUUUACAGAACGGAGCGCCCCCCAACCAAAGAGAUCAUGCGCUACUUCAUUAGGCACAACGCACUGAGGCUCGGCAUGGGAGAGAGUGCUCCCUGGGUGGUUGAAGAUGAACUGGUGAAAAAGUUUAACCUUCCCAGCAAAUUCAGUGACUUUCUUCUUGAUCCUCACAAGUUUUUAGCAGAGAAUCCCUCCACAAAGCGUAAGAGCUUGACAUCUCCAGAGGGUAGACCCAGCAAGAAGCUCAAGUCUCCUGACACGCCAGGAGAGGAUUCAGGAAAUGAGAAGGGCGAGAAGAAAAGGAAAAGAAAAAAGGACUCUUUAGGCAUGCCCCUUAGUCCAACUAUUUGGGGCCACAUGCAGAAAAUAACAAUGAAUGGCUCCCCACUCAAGGUAAAGAACUCUGGAACUCCAAAGAAAGGUGAAGGCUCGACUCCCUCCACACCAAAAUCUAGCAGGAAGUCGGGGGACAAGAAAGAAGGGAAGAGAGGUAGAAAGAGUGGUGACAAGAAACUCAAUGUACUUAAAGCUUCUAAAAAUGAUGGUAAAGCUGGUACAAAGACACCAAAGAUGAAGCAGAUGACUCUGCUGCAUCUGGCUAAGAGCACCCCUGCUGGGAGCCCGAAAAAGAGGGCCCGUAGUACAGGCAUGGGUACGCCUAAACUGGGAAAGGCACUACACCCGAUGGCUCUCCACCUCCUUCGUUACUAUAAGGAGAACAAGGGCAAAGAGGACAAAAAGAACUCUCUUUCCUGCCUCAUCUCCAAGGCUGCAAAGACCUUGUCCCCAGAUGAUCGGGGCCGGCUGCCAGAGGAGCUCAAGGAUCUGGUGCAGAAACGCUGGGAGCUGCUGGAGCAAAAGAAGCGAUGGAAGGCCAUGAGUGAAGAAGAAAGGCAGGAAGAGAUGAAGAAAAAGCGUGAGGAGAUCAGAGAGAAACUGCGUGAAAAGGCCAAGGAGAGGCGUGAGAAGGAGAUGCUCGUACGCCGCGAACAGUCUCGCAGAUACGAGGACCAGGAGAUCGAAGGCAAGAACCUGCCGGCAUUCAAGCUCGUUGACAUGCCAGAGGGGCUGCCUAAUGCCUUGUUUGGCGAUGUGGCUAUGGUUGUGGACUUCCUUCAUUGCUACGCAGGGCUGCUGAUGCCGGAUGACCAGUAUCCCAUCACAGCAGUGGCUCUGAUGGAAGCACUUUCAGGGGAACGGUCUGGCUUCCUCUACCUGAACCGAGUGCUGGUGGUGCUCCUUCAGACGCUGCUGCAGGAUGAGCUGGCAGAAGGCUACAGCGAGCUUGAUAUGCCCUUAUCCGAGAUCCCCCUCACCAUGCACUCUGCAUCGGAGCUGGCCCGCUUGUGCUUGAGACCGUGUGACGCUCACAGUGAGGAGAGCGGCCAGGGCUCAGACGACACAGGGGGUUUUGGGGGCUUUGAUGAUGUGGUGACCAGCGAGUUCUUGGAGAAGCUCGAGACAAUCGAGGUGUUUGAGCUGAGCCCUCAGGAGAAAGUGAAUCUGCUAGUGGCCCUGUGUCACCGCAUACUCAUGACAUACUCGGUCGAAGACCAUGUUGAUGCAAAGCAGCAACGGUCAGCAGAGCUGUGGAAGGAGCGCCUGGCAAUGCUGAAAGAGGUCAAUGACCGUAAGAAGGCUGAGAAGAAGAAGCAGAAGGAGAUGGAAGGUGAGAAAAAGAAAGAAGGCGGCUCUAAGAAGGAGAGCAAAAAAGAAUUAAAGGUGGAGCCAAAGGUGGAGCCGGAGCCGGAGCCUGAGGACAUGAUCAGCACCGUGAAGAGCCGGCGGCUGAUGUCCAUGCAGGCCAAGAAGGAGAAGGAGGAGAUGGACAGACAGAACAAAGAGCGCAUGGAGAAGGAGGCUGAAGAGGAGCGGCUACGCAGACAGAGGGCUGCAACAGAAAAGGCCUUUCAGGAUGGUAUCACCAAAGCCAGAAAUGUCAUGCGCCGGACGCCACUGGGUACAGACAGAAAUCAUAACAGAUACUGGCUUUUCUCUGACGUUGUUCCUGGUCUGUAUAUCGAGAAAGGAUGGGUUAAUGAUAGUAUAGACUACAACUUCACCCCUCCACCCGAAGAAAAACCAGCAGAGCCUGAGGUCGAAGAGGAAGAGGAUGGUGGGUUGGCUGCAACUAAUGAUUCACAAGGAGUCGAGAAGGACGACAGCAGCAUAGAUGGUGCUAUAAGUGAGGGAGCCCAGCAGGGAGCAGCAUUCGACAUCUGUAUUGAGACGACUGUUCCCAAGCAGGGACAGAACCUCUGGUUUGUAUGUGACAACCCAGCUGAGCUGGAUGAACUUGUGGAAAGUCUUCAUCCUCAGGGUGUCAGAGAGAGUGAACUGAAGGUGAAGAUACAAAACAAAUACCAGGAAAUCCUUCACUCCAUCCAUAUGACCCGUAAGGCCAAAAUGGGCCUCAGGACCUGCGACGGCUACGCUGAGCUGCUCAAGUACCUGCGCAGUGACAUCCAGGAGGUGGCCUCACGACUGCAGAAGGGAGGUCUCGGUUACCUGGAUGACAAUGUAGACAUCGAAGAGCAGAUGAAAGACAUGACAGACUUGAAAGACUUUGGCGAAUGCAUCAUCACCAUUCAGGCCUGUGUAAUCAAAAAGUUCCUGCAGGGAUUCAUGGCCCCCAAACAGAAAAAGAAGAAAAAGCACGUAGGGGAGGAGAGCAGUAAGGCUGAAGAGGUGGAUGAGGAGAAGAGACUGGCGGAAGAGGCUCGGGUAGCAACAGCGGUAGAGAAGUGGAAAACUGCUAUCCGAGAGGCCCAGACGUUUUCCCGCAUGCACGUCCUGCUGGGAAUGUUGGACGCCUGCAUAAAGUGGGACAUGUCUGCCGAGAACGCUCGCUGCAAAGUCUGUCGCAGGAAAGUUUGGUGGUCUCCUGCUCCUUCUCUAGUGCUCAGGCAGAAACCGUCUGUGCUGAAACUGAUGGAGUCUAAGCCCAGAUCCAAACAGGGCAACAGCAGCCAGCUCAGAGCAGAACAGACUAGAACUGUCAGGCAGGUCUACGUAAAGAGUCAGCGUCCCUGCAGGCUAACAGGCGACGAUGAGAAACUCAUCCUUUGUGAUGAGUGCAACAAGGCCUUCCACCUGUUCUGUCUGCGACCGGCACUGUACCGCAUUCCUGUCGGAGAGUGGCGGUGCCCGGCCUGCCAGCCCACUGUGGCCAGACGUGGCUCCCGCUCAAGAAACUACAACCAGGACACAGAUGAAGAAGAGGACGAGGACGAGUCUGAAGAGGAGGACUCUGAGGAGGAUGAAGAGGAUGAGGAAGAGAAUGACUACAAAGCCAUGGGGCACAGCUUGAGACCAAGGAAGAAAAACAAGCAGUCCUCAUCUCGACAGAAAAACUCCAAAAGUAAAUCCAAGAAACAGUCUUCUAGUAGUCAGAGCAGCAAACAGAAGACUGGCCCCAACAGCCCCGCAGACAUCGAUGAAUUGGUGCGACAGAGUUCCCAGUCUGGAGUGCGCAGACAGGCGCUGGAGCUGGAGAGGUGUGAGGAGAUCCUCAAGAAACUGACCAAAUUCCGAUACAGCUGGCCCUUCAGGGAGCCUGUGUCCCCGGAGGAGGCUGAAGAUUACCUGGACAUCAUCUCCCAGCCAAUGGAUUUCCAGACGAUGCUGGGGAAGUUCAGUCAGGCUUCGUAUCGUCACGCCCAGGACUUCCUGGAAGACAUGAAACUGGUCUUCUCCAACGCAGAGGAGUACAACCAGCAGGGCAGCACCGUGCUCUCCUGCAUGGUCAAGACGGAGCAGUCGUUCACUGAGCUGCUCCAGAAGCUUCUGCCCGGCCUCAGCUACCUCCGCCGGCGGUCGCGCAAACGCGUCAGCCAGACCCCCGCUACAUCCGAGGAGGAGGAGGAAGAAGAGGAAGAGGAGGAGGAUGAUGAUGAUGAAGAGCAGGAAGAGGAACUGAAGAAGAAGAUGCAGAAUGGCAAAUCGAACAGGAAGAAGGCCAGUAACAGUCGGGGAAGGAGGGACGAGGAGAGCGAGAGUGAGGAGGAGGAUGACGAAAAUCAGGAAGAGGAGGAGGAGGAGGAUGACGACGAUGAUGACGAUGAUGAUGGCAGGAGGAGGAGUAAGCGGACCUCUGCCACCUCAGGCAAGAAGGAUUACAGGGAGCAGGAUAGCGACGGCGAGCGGGACACACGGAGGACUCGUCAGCGGCGUAGGCGGGACAACGCCGCGGAGGCAAGCAGCGACGAGGAGCGGUCCAGCCAGCAGCGACAUUCCAAGAGACAGAAGCGCUCGUGAAGUUCAGGGUGAUUUUUGUUUCUCCUUUUUUUUUUUUUGUGGUAUCUCUUUGCUUUAAAAUUUCUUUCUUGCUCUUCUAAAAAAAACGAUCAAGAGCGCUCCUCCUCCUCCUACAACCAGCGGGGGACUUAAACCUCAGAAGGACUUUUUUGUGUUAUUAAAAUUUUUGUUCAUAUUUUGAAAAAAGAAAACUGAUUUAUAUUUGUAACAUGUUUGAUAUUGGUGAUGCUUUUUAUUUUUUUCCAAACCAAGAAAAAACAAGACAUUUGAGAUAAUGAAGAGGUCCUUGUAGCUCUUAAGACUUUCAGUUUUUUCAGUUCCAAAGUUGACAACCUGACAAAUGUUGUCCUAUGAACUGCUGGGUUUUUUUUUGUUUUUUUUUUUAAACAUUUGCGCUCCCCAAACACCAGUUCAGUGUAAUCAGAGGUCUGUCGUCACACGUAGUCCAGCCAUCACGUUGCUGGGGGUGUUUUUUCAGGAUUAGUAAAUCCAGCUGUAAUACCUUUGUCCCAUUCACAUCUCUGUCACAAGCCAUUGUGGUCUCAUUGACAUAAAGUACUUCUUGUUGAGGAGAUGCUGUCCAUGUAGCUAGGAAUCCCCUUCUUUGCUUAAAAAACUGUGCUGUUCACCUGUAAAUCUCUCUUUACGAAGCAUCUUGACACCAAGAUUAUCUUUGGUCAAAUGCAAGUCUAUAGAUAAACAUGAUAGGAUUUUACUAGUUGUAGUAUUAUUUUUGCGUGUGUUUUUCCAGCCCAGGCUCAGAUUUAUUGUCUGGGUUGAGACUGCAGAUCACACAUGUAGUCUCCUCACUUCAGUGCAAAAACACAACUUUCACCUCAGCUCUUGGUGCCAAGGUGUUUUCAAAACCAGCGGCCCGACCUGGCGUCUUGUUCUUGGCGGCGUAGAGCUGAGCAGCCUUUCCUCCUCCUGUAGUGCCCUGCCACUUUAAAAGAACCGGUACCUCAAUGCUCCGUCAGUUUGCACACCUCCGCCUGUGUAAAGUGCACCUAAUAUGCCAGCAGCUGCAGGACCAUACUUUAUGAAAUUAUGCGCAUAAACAUUUGUAAACAGUGUUUAAAAACAACAAAUGUGACGUUUGUUAAGAAAAAAAUGGGCAUUUUUGAAUAUUUGAUAUUUUUUGCACAUUUUAUUUGGUAUUGUAAAUGAUAACUUGUUCGGUCGAUCUUAAUCAAAUCCAAUAAAUUGCAAAGGUUUAAAACCAGGGCUCUCCUAGUUGAUGCAGAGAACAUGUCAGAGUCAGUUUUACCGUUGUUUUUUUUUCGUUUUUUUUUGUGUCACAGCAGUUUUAGUAGAAUCAAUGACGCACACGGCUCCUCAGAGGCUUGAGAAGAUCUCCCUGCUUGUCCUGGUUCAGUCACCAGGUGGUGCUCUACUUCUGUGCUCUGAAUACUUUUGCCCUGGCGCUGUUCGCUGGUCUGGUGCAACACCUGACUCCCGACAGAGGGAAGCGUCACAGUGCUGAAGGGUUUUUGGCUCUUUAACUUGCUUUUAUAAUAACUUCUGCACACUGCGCAUGAAAACUGCUGCAGCUAAUUGAUUAAAUCAUCACACACCCACUAAAUGAAAACCUCCUUGACUGUGCAGAAGCUCCUGCUGUUUGUGGCGAGGUUGCCAGCAACGUGUAUGUAUAUGUGUGUAUAUAUAUAUACAGUAUAUAUACUGAUGAGGCAGUGGUUGGUUUCCCCUCUUCUGUCUGUAUUGUGCUGUGCUGUUCUCCUGUGUUUCUCUAGUGCUGUUAUCAUCGAGACUUUACUGAUUUCAUUUGACCACUUAUUUGUUUCCCCCCUCUAAUAUCUGUUUGAAUUUGGCUUUGACAUGAUCAACGUUUGUUAAAAAUCACAGUUAGAAAAAGGAAAAACAAACACAAAUUUGAUCACCGCCCUCGAGUUGAGACCUGACUGUAAAUGCUUUUUUUGUUCUCGGAGGAACUGCAAAAGUCUUUUACACUUUCUUUUUUUUAUAUAUAUAUUUAUAGUCUCUAAAGCAGGGUUUGGGCAGGUGUAGAGGAUUCACAUGUAAAGAAUUUCCAAUAAAGGCCAUGGACGAAGACCGUAGUUCUCCCUGUUUUAUUUGUGUUGAGCUGAUGAGCAUCCCCGGGUUGGACGGACACACAUCACUGCCAUCUGUAAACCUUUGUGAAGAGACAAUAAACGGGGAGGAAAACGGGUUAGCCGUGACCGCCGACUGAUGUCUAACUUUACUUUUUAAUAAAAUAUCAAACAGUU